CUGAAGUCUGAGCCAGACAGGAAAAACUACAAGUAAGUGCAUCUCAUUCUGAUGAAUGAAUGAGAUGACCAUAUACUUGUAUAUGCUGAGAUACAAUGACCUGUAAAUAGAUCUAAAUACAUACUACACACACAAUCAAUAUACAAUAGCUCUUUAAGUCCUGAGGGGGGAUAGGAAUUUUAAUUACUCUAUAAGGGCUUCAGGUUGAUCAAUCCAUGAGUAAAUCUGAUAAUUCCUGAUCACUUCUCAAUUUUUAUUUAAAUCUGCCUCCAUUCUCAGCAGAGUGUGAAUAUUGAGACAGGAAUUAACACUCAUAGAACUCUGUACUCAGAUAUGCACCGAAAGUAUACGUAAGAGAGAGCUGCCAGCUUUUUACAGAAUUCAAUAUGUAGAACCUUUCAACAAAUUGUCGGCCGUAUUGAUAAAUAUUUCAGAUAAGUAGAUUUAAAUGAUUAUGCAAACAAGUUAUUUGUCCCAUUGUCAUGAACCAGUUCUGUUUGUUGGCCAUAAAAACCUAACCAAGCAUGAUUAUCCUGCUCCCAUAAAGAGAGGCUGUUCUUGCUAGACACCUUACACAUGUCCAGCGGUCUCACCAGGUCCCCCUGCGUCUGACUGCAUCGCCUGUUAGUGGGCCCUCAGUGUCUGCCUGCUCUAGGCCAGUGUAUUCUGUGACUGUUCAGUCAAGCACCUGCUUCGGGACUUCUUUCCCACCGUGAACAGAUCAAUAUUACCAACUUAUCAAGCAUGGCUAAGUCUUCAUUGAAUUUUUAAAGGAGAAAAAAUUCACACGGAUUUAUAAAUGUUUAAGAAUUUCAGUAUGAAGCCUCAGACUCAUGAACCCUCAACCCACAAAGGCUCCAGUCCAGGGCCUUCUGUACAAGAUGAACAGUGAGGUCCCGACUUCGUCAAUGGCUGACCCUCUAGGUCAGACUGAGGUCAAGGUCAUUGUGCAUGGCCAGGACAAUGUUACAGUGAAAGAGAAGAGCUCAUCCCCCAGGGAAGAGGAGGGGGCUACUACACACCAAGGUUAUGUAAAUGAGGGGCUAGAGACAGAGGAAGAAGACAUUCUCUCCCCUCACAAAAUAGAGCUGGAUGGCUUUAAUGUGGAAGGUGAAGAAAUGAAGCCAAUAGAUGUCAUAUUUGACCCUAGUCCUCUGAACUCUGAGAGUUCAGAAACAAGACAGCAUUACAAACAGAACAACACAGGCUUCUCUAACAUCAGCCCCAGGGCAGCCAAAUACCGUGAGGGAACAAAAGCCAAACUCAGCAAAAUGAUCACGGUCCCUGGAGGCUCCACAUGGGGGCCCCAGAGUGCCAAGUCUCCAACCUCAAUGACAGCCUCUCAGGUGGGGUCAGUCCGGGGAUUACCGGGGGAUCUCAGGACAAAGAACCUAAGUGGUACUGUGAGGAGCCACCAUUCUGCAGGGGCCACCACCGUUCACAGUUUGCCCAGUGUCCAUAGCAGCGUCCCCAUGCACAUACGGAGGCCGGUCAGGGGAACCCUCAGAGGAUAUCCUGCCGGGACCGUGACAAAGGGAUCAAUGGCAUUCCGGAGAAACUACCAGGCUAAGGAGAACCUGGUGUCUCGGUUUGACAUCGAGCUUGACCAGCAUGAGAAACAUCGCUUCUGCCCAGGGGAAGAACUAUCUGGGAGGAUUGUGUUUGACAUAAAGGGAAAGUUAGAAAUCAGGUUCAUCGAGUUUCUCAUAACUGGGUACACAGCUGUUACUCUGUCCAGGGGUCCAAAUUCAGGAAGAAAAAAGACAUUCCGUGACGUUUUUCUCAACAAACGUAACUACAUUGUGGGUACGUCCGACGGUAAAUGGUCCACUGUGGUGAAUCCUGGACACUACGUGUCAAAGUUCAAAUUCCUCCUGCCCAGUAACCUUCCUUCAUCACUGAAAUACAAAAACCAACAAAACGGUUUUGGUGCCGAGAUUGAAUACACAGUGAAGGCGAGAUUCUGUGAUGAGAUAGGAUCGUCCUCUGCCCGAAGUACGCACUCCCUUAACAACUUUGUCAAAAUCAUCCUCUCCCGUCGAAGUUCUUUCACUGUACGGCGAAGAUUUGACAUUCAUUCCAUUCCAAACGCUCUUCUGCCCGUGACUCACCAGGAGGACGUAACUCUGUCAUCCUGUUCAUUUUUCUCCAGUGACAUAGCCAGUGUCAACUUGAUUCUGGAUCGAUCCUGCUUCCUGGCUGGAGACGACGUACAAGUCAGACUUGAAAUUGAAAACAAGUACGCAAAACAAAUAAAAAUGAUUGAAGGCUGUUUACAACAGCACAUAACAAUGGUUAAACCUAAAUCCCAUUUCACAUUCAAUCUAUCCACGUUCGGUGAGAAGAACCCUAAAGGAACUGUGGUCAGCAAACCCCAUCAAUCCAUGGCUUGUUUUGACAUCUCACUGCCCACGGGAAUCAACAUUUUACCCAGCAUCAACCCCGGGUGUCGGCUCAUUCAUGUAACAUACAGCCUCCGUAUUGUUGUCCAUUUCUCUUCCUGUGGAGGCCAGCUACUGUUAGAACUACCAGUUCACAUCGGCCCAUGUGCCGAUCCAAUAAACUUAGAGAAGAGAAACUCUGUCCCGGUUUUUAAUCGCCCCAAACGGUUUCCCCAUUUCUCCCCCCAUCCUAACGGACAUAUACAGAACGGACAUGCUGGGAAAGAGACCAUGGCUCCAGUCAGGGUCUUCACCAAGUUCUCCCAUGCUGCCUCCUCUGCACUCUGUUGUUCUUCAGACACUGCCUUGUGAUCAAACACUGACCACCCCCCCCCACUCACCCACCCCCACAACCUUAUUUUUGUCUCACCCUGUUGUCAGUGGGUGAUUUGGCAAAGGAGGGACUUUAAAACAAGAAAUCCACUGUAGAGAUUCAUAUACAUUUGUGAACUUUGCUGAUCCCCAUUUAAAUUUAUUUAUUAUGUACAGUAUCAUUUUUGUCAAUUUUUUAACAUUUCAUCAAUAGUUUUUCUGUCCAAAGUUCGAAGAUGAUUUUCAAUCAUGACACCUUUUCAUUAAGCUUCCCUGACCAGAAACAAGAUUUUUCUAAAAUCAAAACAGAAUUCUUCACCGACGAUUACACGUGAUUUAUUUUAUAUUGACAUCUAUUGCUGUGAUGUGUAGUGUCUGCAAUAUUGUGUUUAUGUUUCAAAAUAUAUAAGUUUAAAGAGAACACAGUUUGAUGACACCUUAAAAGUUUUUUGUAAUUUAUCUUCUGAACUGUGAACAUGUAUCAAUAUUAUAAGUUAAGUUCAGCUUUUUUUGCCCAUGCUGUAGGCCAUCUACCUGUUCAAUAUUGAACCAUUUCUAUAUAUCUAAAUCACAUUCACUUCAAGUAUUAAUUAUCGUCCUUUCAUUAUUUUUCAUGUUGAUAUACAGUGUAAGAUGGCCCUUUCCCUUGAUAUUGAUUCCCUAACACUGCUCAUUCUGUCCUGUUUAUGUCCAUUAAAUUCAAAGGAGGAGAACAUUCUAGGGAAGAAAGCUUUCAUUAUUGAUGAUAGGCCAUGCAUUAUAGAUCUAACAGGAAGAGGCGGACCUACUAGCGAGUGCUACAGUCUAAUAGCAUCCAGUUUGUUCCACAUAUGUGUAAAAUAAACACUUUGUGUAGGUUCACGGUUCACCAUUCAAACUAUAGUACUUUCUAUUGAACAAAAAUAAAUUAAGAUUUAAGCUAUAGUACUUCUUAAACAACAAUAAAUAUUUCUUUCAGUAUAUUGGUCUCUAAAACAAGAGAUUUAUUAAACUGGGUAGAUCUGUCGAUAGCUACAUAAGCUUUGAUGUUAAGCAUUCCUAAAAUCAGGUCUGUACCUUAGAAAAACCUUAAUGUCAAAUUCUACAUGCUUCUGGAAUCAGAUCAAUUUAAUAUCAUAAUUAACAUUGAUUAACGAUUCUGGAGCUUUGGUUGUUUCAAACUUCCAAGAACCACAUCCCAUUUAGACUUGCUUUAUCUAUCUACCUUAUUUAUUUUUGUAUUUCAUUAUCUAGAGUGAAAGUAGUUAAUGUACCGGGUAAAAUGAAAUAUAAAGCAAUCUUAUGUUUUAUUUACUUGUAAAUGGAAAGAAUAUGUAAAUGUAUAUGCAUAAAAUUAAAUGCAUUGAAAUUAUGUGCAGGUAUAUUUUUGCAAUAAAAUCUAUGAUAUAUACAAGCUUUA
Magallana angulata is the source of this 4152-nucleotide messenger RNA. RefSeq lists its product as uncharacterized. The record is from RefSeq and is a predicted model, not a curated record. The transcript is spliced from 3 exons. Lineage: Eukaryota; Metazoa; Mollusca; Bivalvia; Ostreida; Ostreidae. Gene Ontology annotation, biological process: protein transport. Gene Ontology annotation, cellular component: cytoplasm. Bases 834 to 2753 code for a protein of 639 amino acids.